This is a messenger RNA of Phanerochaete carnosa HHB-10118-sp, 1701 nucleotides long. RefSeq lists its product as uncharacterized. NCBI's taxonomy places the organism in Eukaryota, Fungi, Basidiomycota, Agaricomycetes, Polyporales, Phanerochaetaceae. The transcript has 7 exons. Bases 670 to 1467 code for a protein of 265 amino acids. The record is from RefSeq and is a predicted model, not a curated record.
CACAGCUGCAAUGCUCGAUUCUUUAUUGAGAAUCUUCUCAUUCCGCACAACUAUCGACAUGUUGCUAAUAUUGCCUCAAGAACAAAUUCGUAGUAUGUCGUCUUAUGGAGUUUGCCUGCCAUCUAUUUUAGAGGCUGUAAGGGUGGCAUUGGGAUGCUCGGAAGUCCACAUGGUCUGAAGACAUGCGAUGCUGAAAUCGGUGCUUCCGGAAGCGACUGUUGCAAGCUCGCCUUCCGGGGCGCAGAUUUACUCGUCGACAGGUCCCUUACUCGACUAUUAUUGUGGCACAAGUUAAGAUGAGUGUUAUCUUUGGCAUUCUACUCAGGCUUCUGCUCGAGAGACCAGGGCGCACGAUGGUCGUUAGAACAGAGAUAUCAAAGAAAUGCCAAAACCCUCCGAUCCUACCCACGACUGUCCUCCGCCACCAAGUCCAUGAUCAUCCUGCUACUGGUGAACAGUAUAGCAUCAUAGUUCAAGUUACCAACUGCGCAAUACAAGACUACAUCUCUCAGAGUGCCGCAUGCUGUCCAUUGCGCUAUGAUCCGACACUGAUUGGACUGGAACCUGUAGCGCGCGCAUUCGUGUGAUGCCAUCCGUGCUUGCAUCAGCCUGACUGGGGCACUCAAGGCCCAUCUCUGGAGUAUAAAAUCAGAAAGAACAAAACCAGCCAUGUGGUCCAUCGUCAAGGUGCUUUCUGCUCUUGCUCUGCCGCUCCUCGUCCGGGCAACCCCAACUCCCGAGCCCCGCGCCAUGAGUCGGGCUGGCCAAGGGUCGAUCUGCUCGACCAAGAAGUUCAACAUCGAGGCCAUGUUCGACGAAAUGCUCGGCGCCGACAACAAGCUGACAAAGCCGGUCGCAGAGUACCCGACCUUCGUUGCUCUGUCGGUCGGCUACCAGAACUACAGCUGCCUCGACAACGGCACCUGGUUCAACAUCGGCGCUGUUACCGAGUUGUUCGACAUCUCCUGCAUUCCCGAUGAGAGCAUCGCCCCGUUCACGACUUUCGUCGCCAAUUUCUGGGAGGCCGCCGGCGAGGGCGUGUCCCCGCAGGAGGUCAUCGACCUCGCGACGCAGGGUGCAAGCUCGAACUUCUCGCUCGGCAUCCACUACUGGAUCCCCAGUCCGCUUGAGCCGUCGAACCCGCUCGCGAUCAGCUCCGUCUGGGACUUUAGUCAACAGCGCCUGAAGGGCGAUCCGAACGUGAAGAACGCGUUUGUUGUCGGCGGCGACACGGCGAUGGUACCUUCGCCGGAAAACGCUACGUUCGACGCGCCCUGGAUCAGCUCGGCCGUGAUCACGCUCGACGGCAAGAAGGACGGUAUGCUUGCGGACCAGAUCUACCGCAUCCACUGCAACGAUGGAAACUAUCCCCCUGGGACCUGCACUCCCGGCCAGCCUCAGGCUCUCGUCAAGUCCACGCUGAACUUCUGGAUGUACGGUGGUGCUUGGGCUGACACCAUCUUCUAAGCGAUAGAGUUGCCGCUUGAGGUGAGAUGCGGGCUACACGAAUGUCUGGCCCGGGCCAUGGUCCUUCGAUUCAGUGAUUUCCCUCCCGAUAUCUCAACCCAGUUGAUAAGGUGUUAUAUUUGUGGCAGUUCGAGUAGUACAUACUCCAGUAGAACUCUAAUUCUCCCAAACCUGAAUCGAGCUAUGGUGCUUGUCCAUCUAGUCUAAUUUGUGCGCCACUGUUCUCGCCAAUGG